GAGAGAGAGAGAGGGAGCGAGGGGAAGAGUGUAGUCAGCAGACGGGCUGUGCUGCGAUGCUACUGGCUGGAUUUAUACCGGCUGUUCUUGACGUCAUCAGGCUGACACAGAAACAGGUUUCAACAAGUGCUGUAGCCGCCACUGAGGAAACAGAGGUGAAGUAAUGUCCUUCUGUGAAAUGGAGGUUUUCACAAUACGAGAAUCGCUCAGCUUCCGGCAUCUCUCUCUUCCUGUAAACAACGUCCAACUUGACGCGUAUCCAUGGCAACCAGUGUCGCUACAUCAAGGUCCGGUCAUCUCACAGCGCAUCCCGUUACCUUACUGAGGCUAACAGGCGAGGACAUGACAGCAGCAACAAACUCAUGGAGGAAUAAAAAGUGAAUGAAAAUAAUAAUAAUAAUUAAUUUUGAAUUCAUGUGUUGUUUUGGGAAGCCAUGACGUCCUCACAGAGAGCCCAGUACGGCUGCGAGGCGGCCCGUAACGUUAAAUGGAGAACAGCAGCUCCUCCUGCCCCCUUGUUGAAGCGUGCAGGUGGGGCACCCCAGCCGUGGCCCAUUCAGCCUCACCCUACAGGACAGGUGCACAGGUCCCACAUCCAUCCUCCUCACCUCCCUCUCUUCCACACCCGGCAUGCAGAUGAGAGCGCAGAGAGACCACAUCUGGUCACCAUCGUCCGCCCCUGUAGUCAAAACACACUACGCAAGGUCACAGUCCUGUUGAACCGUAGGGGUGUGGUGUCCUUUGAGCAGCUGCUAUUGGAUAUCUCAGAGGCUUUGGGGUUUCCUCGCUGGCACAGAUCCAGAGUCACACGCCUGUACACAACCCACGCACGGGAGGUGAAGGGUGUGUGUGACUUCUUCCGAGGCGAAGUGGCCUUCCUGGCACUAGGUAGGGCUCGUCCAGAGCUCAGCGGUGUGCAGGAGGCUCUGGAGGAGCUGUUUCCUGAUCAUUCCCAUUACCGUGCUGACGCACUGCGGGCCUGGGAGAAAAGACUUCGUCCAGUGCCAGAUAAAGCAGCUAAGGCUGACAGUGGAUACAGUGAAGGGACAGACAGCAGCGAGACUAACCAAGAGACACAAAAGGACACAAAUACACAUGUCAAAAAUCACGUUAACACACACACACACACUACACAGCCGCCGCCUCGUCGUAUAGACACACACCAGCCUGAAAAUUACAAGUCAGAUGCUCAGAAGUGUCAUAAAAAGAGCCGAAAGCCUGCUCACCUGCCCAAUCACCUGCAGAGACUGCGUGUGAGGGCCGGGGUCAGAGAGCGAAAGCCUUCUGUCAUUGGUCCAUUUAAACAUGAGGACAGUCUUAGAGAAGCAGACAUACCAUCUCCUACGCUGUGUGAAAACUGCUUAGCAAGGAGAGUUAAACACCAAGAAGCAGAGCGGAUCAAUCCCCUGUCAGGGAAGGCCCCACUUCCUCCUGUGUCCAGGAAGCAAAAAGGAAGUUCUUACACAGAAGAGGAAGUGAGGAAAUCGGACAUUCAUAUAAGCCCGCCACCUCCUCAGCCAAUCAGCAGAGAGGAGGAGAAGAGUGUCGCCCAGUUAGAACUUUCAAAUCCACUUCCAGAUGUGGAACAAGUACCCAAGGACACACAGCAGACGACGACCUUUGACCUUCCCUCAGACGACAGGGAAGUCACCCAGGCAGAUAUUGAGCGUUGCUAUGAAAUUGGACGUGUGGUCGGAGAUGGUAACUUUGCUGUAGUGCGAGAAUGCUGCCGUCGUGACAACGGACAACCCCUUGCCAUGAAGGUUAUCGAACGCUCCAAGCUGAUUGGUCGAGAGCACAUGAUGCAGAAUGAGCUGAGCCUUCUGGGUAGCCUCUGUCACCCUCGUAUUGUGCGGCUCUUUGCGCACCACCACACCCAAACUCACUCCUACCUGGUGAUGGAGCUGGUGAGCGGCGGGGAUCUGUUUGAGGCCAUCAAUGAGAGGGGGAAGUUUUCAGAGGAGGAGGCAGGACUGAUGGUGUCGGAUGUGAGUGAAGCACUGAACUACAUCCACUGUAAAAGUAUCGUCCACCGAGACCUCAAACCAGAAAACCUACUGAUAGAGCAUAUUGCUGCUGGCAUCUGUAGGCUGAAGCUGGGAGACUUCGGUCUUGCUAUGGUUGUGACCGAACCAGUCUUCACCAUUUGUGGGACACCUACAUAUGUAGCCCCAGAGAUUCUCUGUGAGACAGGUUAUGGUGUUGCGGUGGAUGUGUGGGCUCUGGGUGUUAUUCUCUAUGUCCUGCUGAGUGGAUUUCCCCCAUUUCGAAGUCGGGAUCGAAACCAGGAAGAGCUGUUCCAGCUAAUAAAACAAGGACAACUCCACUUCCUAUCCCCCUACUGGGACCCCAUCUCAGAAGAAGCCAGAGGUCUUGUCAGAGCUCUUCUUCAACCAGAUCCCACGGUGAGGCUGACAGCAGAGCAGACCUUGCUGCAUCCCUGGGUAAAGGCUAUGGCUUCAAUUUGCAGGCAGAGGGCACUCACAGACAAAGCUCAGAGGAACACAGCAGAUACUGGAGCAGAACCAGACAGAGUGCAUAGACAAGCUCAGUCCAGUGCAGCAGAAACAGUGACAGACAAAGACAAAACACCAGGACACACCAGCAGGGAGGGAGAAAUCACACAUAGAGAGCCCAGCAGACAAACUGAGAUGAACACAGGGAGAGAACAAGAUGAAGAUGAACCACUACAGCAAGGAUCAAAAGAGACAGGUACAAAGGAUACACCUGGUCAACAGAGACCAGAGUGCACCUCUAUAGACUCUGGUCGAGAAAUACAGGAUCCAGGCAGACCGGCCAGUCAGUGUGUUGAACUCAAUCAGCUCGGUGACCCCCCCAGGUGAAACUGAGCCUUCACAGAUUAAGAUACAAUCAAAACAAAAUGGCCAACAGCAGUCACCUCCAUAUUCAUCAACUUCAACCAAUUAGGUGCAGCACCACCCAUCCUCCAACCGAGCAGCAGCUUCUUUAUCUCAUUCUCUCCUGUAGGACCCCACCCAGCCGAAAACUACAACAUUCACACCACCAUCACCCAGCACUCACCUCCACAGACUUGACCUUACUGUUUAACUGUGUGAUUAGAUCAGGCACAUCGCUUUUAUUGCUACGGACAAUACCGCUGAUUUCUCAUCAGUCGAAUCCUCGAAUGACCUGCGGAUGAUGUGAUUUACUCUCUUGGGGUUGAAUAGGGUCUGAUUGAUGAGGCUAGAUAAAUCCCAUAAAUGUGUGUAAUCAUAAAUGCAUCAUGAGGUGUUGUGUAAUGACUGACGUAUGUGUCCAUCUAGGAUUACAAGAUGAAGAUGAAAAUUAAUGGAAUAGAGCUGAUAAAGGGAGCCUCAGUUUGGAUUUAAAUAGAUCUGGAGUUUAUAAUUGUUUCUAAUGUUGUUGUGUAUUCAUGAAAAGACAUUUUAGUACAUUUCUGAAGUGUUUUUGUGUUUGCAAACCAUGUUUUACUGUGAUGAUGUGAUAUGUGAUACGUGUCUGCCAUUCCUUGUAGUAGCUAUUCUUGAUCCUCUUUUUUUAAAUCAGUAAGAUGUCGAUUCCUAGAAAUCUGUGCUGGGAUCAUUUAUCCAGCAACAUUUGUUUACUAUACAUUCAUAAACUAUAAAUACCGCUGAACUUAGACCUUUUCAUGUUAGUCUUAGUAAAAGUUUGCCAUAUUUACUAAACUCUUGAACGCCAUCUUUCUGACAGUGUGUUUAUUUUGUACUGGGUUUGGUUGGGCUGCUGUUUUGAAUUAUUAGUCCUGGCACAGCCAGCGAUUUAGCAACCUAUGGCAACAUUUGGACAAAUUUAUUCACCCAGUAACUCAUAAUGGGAUUUUCCCAGCUUUCACAGGACUCGGUGUGACCACAUGCAGCUACUGGGUAAACUGUGUGUGCAUAGUUGAGGGUGGUAUAGCUCCCUUUGCCA
This is a messenger RNA of Larimichthys crocea (large yellow croaker), 3912 nucleotides long. It is a transcript of the gene dclk3, whose product is annotated as doublecortin-like kinase 3. The transcript is spliced from 9 exons. NCBI's taxonomy places the organism in Eukaryota, Metazoa, Chordata, Actinopteri, Sciaenidae. Gene Ontology annotation, biological process: protein phosphorylation; intracellular signal transduction. Gene Ontology annotation, molecular function: ATP binding; protein kinase activity. The record is from RefSeq and is a predicted model, not a curated record. Bases 435 to 2843 code for a protein of 802 amino acids.